Babjeviella inositovora NRRL Y-12698 is the source of this 2958-nucleotide messenger RNA. RefSeq names its product chromatin modification protein. Gene Ontology annotation, cellular component: transcription factor TFIID complex. The transcript has a single exon. Gene Ontology annotation, molecular function: RNA polymerase II general transcription initiation factor activity; protein binding. Lineage: Eukaryota; Fungi; Ascomycota; Pichiomycetes; Serinales. Gene Ontology annotation, biological process: transcription initiation at RNA polymerase II promoter. The record is from RefSeq and is a predicted model, not a curated record. Bases 118 to 2460 code for a protein of 780 amino acids.
AGUCUCUCCAUACGGCCUUGUUCAUAUCGCGGUAUCCCAGACACUGUUCCUGUCCUACCUCAAACUUUUAAGUAGUCACUGACGCGUUCAUCUUAAUUACGCUCCCAGCCAAUCGCCAUGUCAGACAAAUCCCUUCCGGUGGAAAGCGAGACGCCGCUGGCUAUUCCCCAGAACGUCUCAAUCGCGCCACAGGUACAGUCGUCAGCAUCUCACACGCAGUCGCUGCAAAAGACGCUCCCGCCGCAAGCCAAAGCCGCCACCUCUGCUAAUGCGAAAGCAGGCAGUUCUGUAGCUACCAAAACGGUGCCACCGACAGCUAAACCCGCGCCCGCGGCUGCUGCCCCUGCGAAACCAAAGACAGGCUCCCAGUUCUCCCAAGAGGAUCUCAACCGCAUCGUGCUUGAGUAUCUCAAUAAACAGGGCUACCACAAGACUGAGUCCAUGCUUCGCUACGAGUCCUCUGGCAACCCCACCGCACAGGGCCCCCCUAUCACUCCCGCUAACACCGCCAUUGUCAAGAGGACCGCGGCCGAAGCUGCUGCGGCUAGCGCUGCGGUGAAGAGGGCCGAAGAUGACAAGCGCAUGGAGAUGGAUCCAGAAAUCUACUACCGCGCGUACCGCAUGCUCCGCGGCUGGGUCGAAACCUCGUUGGAUCUCUACAAACCAGAGCUCACACGCGUGUUGUACCCCAUCUUCAUCCACUGCUUCUUGGAGCUCGUGUCCAAGCACCACGUGAAAGAGUCCAAGGCAUUCUUCGACAAGUUCAGCGAGGACCACGCAAUCCUCCACGGGAUCGAGAUCCAGAAGUUGUCCGGGAUCUCCACCACCGACCACUUGCUGGAAAACGAGCUCGCGCAGGCGUUCAAGCUGAACCGGUACCGCAUUGUGGUCUCCAAGACGUCGCUUAACCUCUUGUUGUACUUUUUGCACGAAAACGAAGCCGUGGGCGGGGGGAUUUUGAUCAGAAUCAUCAACCAAUACUUAGAGCCGAGUAUCGACUCCACCUCUACAAUCGACAGUGCUAAGAAUGACCAGCCAGGUGAGCUAGACCCGGAGGAGGGCAUCUUGGGAAUCACGGGGGUGGAGGAAAUCGAUACCUUCAACUCGCAGAGCGUCAAGUUGGGCAAGUUACCGAUGGAUCCAGAGUUUGCAAAGGAGGUGGAGGCGGAGUUGAAGGAUAAGGACGACAAGAGCCCAAAGGUCAACGGCAAGACGUUGGUCGAGGAGUUCAAGGAAAUGACAAAGGAGGAGGAAGAGCCGAAGGAGAACUUUGAGUCUCCGUCCCGGGAGAUUUUGCCGUUGCCCGUGAAAACGGCGUACGACUUGAAGCGCGAGAUUUUGUCCGUCCAGGACUCUCGGGCCAAGAUCAACAUCGACUCCAUCCAGGCCACCGCGCCGUCCGUGUGCAUGUACACGUUCCACAACACCAACAACGACAUGAACUGCUUGGAGUUUAACGACGACUCGACAAUGGUUGCAGCUGGGUUCUCCGACAGUUUUGUCAAGUUGUGGUCGAUCGACGGCAACCCGUUGUCGUCCAUUCUCAAAAAGGACGGGGACGGCGCUGACCACAACCUACACAGUCGCCGUUUGGUGGGUCACAGUGGGUCGGUUUACGGGGUGUCCUUUUCUCCCGACAACCGCUACCUCCUUUCGUCGUCGGAGGACAAAACCACCCGUCUCUGGUCGUUGGACACCUACACGGCCCUUGUGUCGUACAAGGGGCACAACGCGCCAGUGUGGGACGUGAAAUUCUCGCCAUAUGGCUUCUACUUUGCCACCGCUUCGCACGACCAAACGGCGAGACUCUGGUCGUGCGACCACAUCUACCCGUUGCGUAUCUUUGCGGGACACUUAAAUGACGUUGAUUGCGUGGAGUUCCAUCCAAACUCCACCUACCUCUUCACGGGUUCCUCCGACAAGACCUGUCGGAUGUGGGACAUUAACAAGGGUAACUCCACGCGUAUCUUCAUCGGCCACACUGGGGUCGUGAACUGUAUGGCGGUUUCGCCUGAUGGGAGAUGGUUGGCGAGUGCCGGUGAGGAUUGUACGAUUAAUGUGUGGGACAUCGGCAGCGGGAGACGAUUAAAAUCCAUGAGGGGCCAUGGCAAGGCGACCAUUACCUCGUUGAGCUUUUCGCGCGAGGGCAGUGUGUUGGUCAGUGGAUCUACCGACAACAGUAUUCGUGUCUGGGACAUCAAGAGAGGGACCAACGACAGUGGACCACAGCCAGAGCCGUUCAGUGGCAACCCUUUGAACGCCCCUUCGAGCUCGAACGGUGCUAACGGUAAUGCUAACGCUGCUGGCGACAAGGAUGACCAGGGGAGACGAAGAAGAGAGGUUAUUGCCUCUGCCGACCACAUGACGGCGUACUUUACCAAGCGGACCCCGUUAUACAAGGUUCAUUUCACGAGACGAAACUUGUGUCUUGCCGGCGGGCCGUUCCAGCCGCAAAUAUAGAGGGUGUCUGCCCGAGCUGUUUUGUAUUAGUAACUAUUUUAUGAUGAUUUCUUGAGUAAUGACUCGACCGUAUUUGGUGUACUCACCCUGGGAGACUGUCAAAGCAGAGAUCAGACUUACCCCACCAUAACACACUGCACUUGACUUACUCGCAGUGACCAUUGAAAGAGAGCGAGUAGAGAGUUUAAAUCUUUUGCGCCAACCUGAUACGAGAGAUUUACCGCGUAAAAAUUUGGGACUCGGGAUAUUGAAACGGGUUGACAAGCCAUGCAGAGGCCAAAUGGCAACCUUUGAUUGCCCAAUAAGGCUACCGUCUGCAAAGCAUCGUUCCGGUUUGUAACACGCCGUAAACGCUCAUUACUUGAGAAUAUCAACGAGGUUAGCGGUGUGAAAGUAAAAAAGCUAAUCGACACAGACAAGAUUCGAACUUGCGCAGGUAGAACCCAACGCCUAAACUGAUAUUCGGAAAUAGCAGGGCGUCGCCUUAACCACUCGGCC